Molecule: messenger RNA, 2478 nt
Organism: Physeter macrocephalus (sperm whale)
Lineage: Eukaryota; Metazoa; Chordata; Mammalia; Artiodactyla; Physeteridae
Gene: SPIB
Product: Spi-B transcription factor
Exons: 3
Coding region: 1106-1621 (171 amino acids)
Biological process (GO): regulation of transcription by RNA polymerase II; cell differentiation
Cellular component (GO): nucleus
Molecular function (GO): DNA-binding transcription factor activity, RNA polymerase II-specific; sequence-specific DNA binding
Source: RefSeq, a predicted model, not a curated record
UAUAUAAAGUGAAUCACACAAGGUGACCCCUUUUGGGUCUGGUUUCCUCACGCGACAUCAAGUGUGUGUCAGACGUUGGUCCUUUUUCCUUGCUGUAUAGUACUCCGUCCUAGGAACACACCACAGUUUGUGUGUCCAUUCUCCUGUCUCUGGGCACUUGGGCUGUUUCCUGUUUGGGGGCUGUUACUAAAGCUGCGCUGAUUAUUCUUGAACAAGGCAGUUUCGUGGACAUACAUUUUCAGUGCUCAUGGAUAAAUACCUUGCAGUGAGAUCACUGGUUUAUCAGGAUGGCAUAUGUCUAGUUUUAGACUUUAAUUGCUAAAGCAACAUGACUCUUGGGAUGAAUCGGAGUGAUAUGGAGGUGGAUUAAAAAAAGCACGGAGAGGGCUUCCCUGGUGGCGCAGUGGUUGGGAGUCCGCCUGCCGAUGCAGGGGACACGGGUUCGUGCCCCGGUCCAGGAGGAUCCCACAUGCCGUUGAGCGGCUGGGCCCGUGACCCAUGGCCGCUGAGCCUGUGCUCCACGACGGGAGGGGCCCCAACAGUGAGAGGCCCGUGUACUGGGGGGAAAAAAAAAAAAAAAAGCAUGGAGAGCUUCUUUGCCUCUGUUUAAAACACUUCUGUGCCUCUCACCCUUCGGCCCCCUCCCCCUCCCCCGGGCAGGCAAGACUGGGGAAAUUCAUCUACACCUUCCCCAGCUGCUACAAUGUCACAACUGUGUAUCGGUGAGGUGCUGGGAUUCCCGGGAGCCCACAGUCUUAGUGGGAGCUGGCUGCUGUGUCCCUCUGCGAGACCCUGGUCUCUUUCUAUAUGUCCCUACCUGUGUCUCUCAUUGUGUGUGUGUGUGUGUGUGUGUGUGUGUGUGUGCGCGCGCGCGCGCACGUCUGGGUCUGGGCCUUUGUGUGUUUCUGCUGUGUUGUAUCUAUCUCCCAACUCUGUAACUCUGGAUGUCCCUCUCUUUGGCCCUGUCUCUGGUGCCUAGUCUCUGUGUCUCUCUUUCUUUCCCUCUCCCAGCCUGUCAUAGUCUCCCCGCUGGUCCAGGGUGGGGUGGGGUCGCCCUGCAGCCUGGGUUGACCCCUUUUCUUUCCCAACCCCUAUCAGUACCCAGAUGGAGUCUUCUAUGACCUGGACAGCUGCAAGCACUCCAGCUACCCCGACUCAGACGGGGCUCCUGACCCUGGGCCCCCUGGCGUACGCCCCAUACCCCAGCCCCGUGCUGUCAGAGGAAGAGGACCUCCUGCUGGACAGUCCCGCCCUGGAGGUCUCGGACAGCGAGUCGGAUGAGGCCCUCAUGGCUGGCCCCGAGGGGAGGGGAUCUGAGGCAGGGGCCCGCAAGAAGCUGCGCCUGUACCAGUUCCUGCUGGGGCUGCUGACGCGCGGAGACAUGCGCGAGUGCGUGUGGUGGGUGGAGCCGGGCGCCGGGGUCUUCCAGUUCUCCUCGAAGCACAAGGAGCUCCUGGCGCGCCGCUGGGGCCAGCAGAAGGGCAACCGCAAACGCAUGACCUACCAGAAGCUGGCGCGCGCCCUGCGCAACUACGCCAAGACCGGUGAGAUCCGCAAGGUCAAGCGCAAGCUCACCUACCAGUUUGACAGUGCGCUGCUGCCCGGCGCCCGCCGGGCCUGAGCCCGGGGCGGCCUCUCGGGGGCUCUCAGGGGCUCCACGCCUGUGUCACGUGGGCGUCCCCACACCCUAGGUCAUAGGACCCACGGAUCCCCCACCCUGGCUGUGGGGGCGGGGCGCUGCCACAAUCCCUAAGCCCUGCCCAGGGUCCCUCUGGGAUCCCCCCAGUCAUGUCUGGGGCCUCUUUGGGAUUCCCUUGUCAUGUCCAGGGGCCCCAAGAUCUUCAGGUCUUGGGUUGAAGGACCCAGAGACGACUAUACUUAUGUGUCUGUGUGGAGGGGCGGGGCAGGGCAGUGCUUCCAGAAUCCCAAGAGCUUCUCUGGGAUCCCCUUGUGAUGUCUGAGAUCCCUUGUGUGUCUGCGAUCUCCCAGUCUCCUCUAGGGGAGGGUGAGCCUACAGAUCAUCACACCAAGAGGGGGACUCUGCCAGCAACCCUAAGCCCUGUCCAGGGUCUUUCUGGGAUCCCCUUGUCAAGUCUGAGUCCCUCCUGUCCCAUCUGAGAUCUCCUAGUUAUGUCUGGGUCCCUCUGGGAACCCUUUGCAUACAUGUCUCUGUGCCCAUCUGUGACUCUCAUUCUGUCUGUCCCCCCAAAUCCCUUUGUCAUCUUUGAGAUCCCCUAAUUCUCUGGAACCACCCUGCUAUCACUUGUUUAUGUCUGCAAUUCUCCGAUCACCUCUGCGGUGCCCUUGUUUGUCUGGAAUCCUCCAAUCACAUCUGAGGCCCCUCUGGGAUCCUCAUCUGGUAUGCCCUUUUGUGGACCCCACCAACAGCUCCGAGCUCUCCCGGGGACCCUCCGCCUCCUGUAAUGCCCUCCCUAGGGCCAUGCCGGGGAUCGGUGCUGGCCACUCAACUGAUUUCCG